Aegilops tauschii subsp. strangulata is the source of this 1215-nucleotide messenger RNA. RefSeq lists its product as uncharacterized. Lineage: Eukaryota; Viridiplantae; Streptophyta; Magnoliopsida; Poales; Poaceae. The record is from RefSeq and is a predicted model, not a curated record.
AUGCCGACAGACCACGCAGAGGCAGAGCCCGCCGGCGCCGGCGUCAGCCUGUCGCCGGAUGUGCUGGCCAACAUCCACGCCCGCCUGGCCUUCCCCGAGCGCCUCGCCUUCGCCGCCGUCUUCCGCGCCGAGCGCCACGCCUUCAGGCCCGAGGCGCCGUACCUCCUCCUCCCCGGCCGGACCCCCGGCCGGACCCCGGACACCGCCACGCUCUUCUCCGUUGCCGACCGCCGCGCCGCUGCCGUGCGCUCCCCGGCCCACGCCUUCAUCGGCUCCUCCCGCGGGUGGCUCGUCACCAUCGACACCGCCGCCGCCGCGGCGCUGCGCCUCGUCAACCCGGUGACUGGCGAGCAGCGCGCGCUCCCGGCCAUCACCACCAUCCCCUGCGUCCACGCGCUCGAGGGGGGCUCCCACUUGGAGUUCACGCUAGAGCCCUUCACCAGGGGCCCGCCGUACCCCGGCGGCCGCCAGCCGGUUGGCACCUUCACGCUGGCAGCCGAGCAGACGCGCGGCUUCCUCUACCGCAAGGUCGUCCUCGCCCCCGCCGCCGCCGCGGCCAUGCUGGUCACGGGCCCGUGCUUGGGCGUGCCGGCCUUCGCCACAGCGGAAGACGCCGCGUGGAGGCUGGCUCCCUCGCGCGACGGCGUGGAGGACGCCAUCCACCACGAGGGCAGGUUCUACUCCGUCGGGUACUUGGGCGCCGUGGAGGCGUGGGAGCGCGACGCCGACACGGGCAAGUUCAGCAGCACGGCCGUCACGCCAAGGCUGACUAAUGAGGACAGCCAACCGUGGCGCCGACCCAAGUACCUCGUGGCGGCGCCGGGGCCGGCCGGGCGGCUGAUGGUGGUGCUCAAGGAGUUCAAGGAGACGACGACGGGCUGGUGUGGCCGGCGCGGGCGGACGUGGUCCUUCAAGGUGCAUGUGCUGGACGAAGGCCGGUGGAAGGAGACGGAGGACAUCGGAGAAGCGGCGCUGUUCGUUGGGGCGAACGAGUCGCUGUGCGUGUCCACCAGGGCGCGCCCGGAGCUCAGGACCGGCUGCGUCUACUACACCGACGACGACGAUCUGGAGCGAGCGUCGCCGAGCAAGGACGACGACCAGCUUGCUGUCGGGGUGUUCAGCCUCAAGGACGGCACGGUGAAGAAGGUGUGGGGGCUGGGGCGGCACCGGAGCUGGGCGCGGGUGUGGCUCACGCCUUCCCCUUCCAUCCCAUGA